UUACAUUCAAUAAUGAGUUACAUUUCUAUAUACUUCAAGAAUAUUGGUUGCAGUGGAUAUAACAAACAGAAAACAGGUUUUAAUAUCAUUAUAAUUCGCAACAUCCUAACUUUUCGUUUGAUCGAAUAAUAAUGACUCAGUUCAUAGGAAAAUGGACAGGAGACGGAGAUUCAUACACAAAUUAUGAAGAAUUUGCCAAAGCAUCAGGUGUCACUGAAGACCUGAUUGAAAAAUUCAGAAAUGCUAAGAGCACAUUGGAAUUUAAACAAGACGGAGAAUACUGGAUGUGUGACGCAUCUAGUGACGUAACACCAAGCAAAUGUUAUAAAUUCAAGUCUGGUGAAGAAGUGUCUACUACAGGACCUUUUGGGAAAGGUCUUAAGUUUACAAUAACCAUUGAUUCUGACAGUAAAAUGACAAUGAAAGAACAAAGCGAACUAAUGGGAUGGAAAACAGUCAAAGUUGUGAGGGAAAUAAAGGGAGAUAAACUUAUCACCACUAUGGAACUUGAGAAUGGUAUACAGAUGACAGCUGAGAUGACGAAAUGUUAAAAUGACAUUUUUGAUGUGUAAAACUUCCACUAAUGUUUGAUUACAUUGAUUUUAACAGUUCUGUUCAAACUGUCUUCGAGGUUGUGCAUUGAAAAUUCAAGUCAUUUGAAAAAUCAUACAGCUGUCUUAACUGUGCCUUGCAGUUUUUCUUUGUUUUUAAAUAUUUAAUGUUAGAUAUUAAUCUAAAAAUAAAAAGAUCUAUACACAAGUAUUGAGAUAGUCUAGGAUGAUCAUA
Messenger RNA from Mytilus trossulus (common blue mussel), 786 nucleotides. RefSeq names its product gastrotropin-like. The record is from RefSeq and is a predicted model, not a curated record. The transcript is spliced from 4 exons. Lineage: Eukaryota; Metazoa; Mollusca; Bivalvia; Mytilida; Mytilidae. Bases 132 to 551 code for a protein of 139 amino acids.